AGUGGGAAGCGGCUUGGGAAACUUCCCCUCUGGAGUCGCCACUAAGUACUAACUUCUAACUUCUAAGUGCUCCUAACGCUCGGACAUGACUCGCACUUCUUUAACGGCUCUGCUGGGCGUCUUCUUCGUCUUGACACCCAGCACGACACAAGUGGCGCCCCCUAUCAACGUGACGCUGCACUGCGGCAACCUGAGGAACAAAGUGGUGUGGAACUACGACUCCCUGCCUCCAGGACUCCGAUUCAGGGUGGAUGUCAGCCAGUUGUGGGGCUCGAAUGGUACCCUGUGGGUGGACCCGCCCCACCUCCAAGCUGACGUGUCUUUUCUCUUUGACCCGGACAACGAUUACUUCUUAACCGUGACCGCCGUCCUCGGAGAGAACCAGUCCGAGCCCGCUCCAGCCGAUGGCAUUGACUUCAGCUACUACAGGAAUUCUCCAGCCAGCCAGAUCUGUUCUUUGGACCUGCCGCCUGUGACCGUGUUGGAACAGCAGGAUCACUCUGUCCUGCUCAGCUUCCAGCAUCCGUGGCUCUUAUACCAACAGAAACUUUCUUCCCACUCCGGAAGCAGAAAGAAGAAGAGGCACGAGCAGCCCGACGACCUUCUGCCUGUCUUCAAAUACGAUGUCACCAUCAACCAGAAGCAGUUUGCUGACCUGAGCUGCUCUGAGCGAGUGUGUGAGAAGAUGCUCCCGGUGGACCCCCAGCAGGAGAAGCAUUGUGUGAGCAUCACGGGCGUGCUAGACAAAAUAAAAGUUGACGGAACGCAGGACUACUGUGCCUUGCCAGUGAAGGGAAACAAAGUAGUGGUUGUCUCUGUGCUGGUGUCCCUGCUGGUCCUGGCUGGAGUCGCCAUGGUCUUCAUCAUGUGCUGCAGACAACGCACCAAAGCCUCCUUUGGUCCUCCAUCCUCACUGGACGUCAGCCACAGUCCCUUCAUCUGCACCCUGACACCUGUCCAGGAGACGGCCGACAAAGCCACCUGCAGCGUGUCCUCUCUGCACGACCAAGAACUGCUCAGCAACCCCAGCGGCGAGCCUGAUGGCGAUGUGCAGGAGGAGGAGGAGGAGGAGGAAGAGGGUUACAUGGGCGGGGACAACUUGGAAGAAGACCUGCUGGAGUCAGUCAACCCUUAUGAGAAACGUUGUGCUGUCUAGCAGCAGGUGAGACUUUAUGCUAGCAUGACUGCUGUCUCAGCCAAUGACACGCCCCUGAGUGAGGGACACGCCCCUUGUCUUCUUCCAUCUCAGGAAGAUGAAAGGACAGACCUAGAAUACGAUCAUCCUGUGGUCCUCCAACCCAGACGUGGAAAUCAUGGAGCUGUUAGAAGUCCAGUAAUGCUUGAGGAGUCCAAAGCCAAACAUAUGAGAAGACUGCAUUGACAUUUCAACUUGUGAGCUCAUCUUUGUCCUUUUCAUUUUAGCAAGUGGAAGGCAGUUUUACUAGAAGUUCACUUGCAGUUGACUCAGCACUGGUGAGCAAAGUGAGGAAGAGUGUUAGAACCUGCAGCAAGUCUGGUUCAUGUCUUACCUGCACCUUGAUUUGCACUCACCUUGCUUCCCCUCAAUGGGACUGUGGGCGGGGCUUAUUCAACAUGUAUUUAUUUCAUAUAGUGUUCAAGCUGUGAAUAUAUUUGUAUUAUUUCUCUUGAAAAUGCACCUUUUCUGUUUAAUGGCUAAUAACAAACUGUAACUUCCAAUUUCUAUCUCCACUCAAAUGUAUCGUUUGUGUUGUCGGGGAGGAAUUAAAAGCAUCUUACACAAAUUCA
Molecule: messenger RNA, 1767 nt
Organism: Nerophis lumbriciformis (worm pipefish)
Lineage: Eukaryota; Metazoa; Chordata; Actinopteri; Syngnathiformes; Syngnathidae
Gene: ifngr1l
Product: interferon gamma receptor 1-like
Biological process (GO): cytokine-mediated signaling pathway
Cellular component (GO): plasma membrane
Molecular function (GO): cytokine receptor activity; protein binding
Source: RefSeq, a predicted model, not a curated record